AGAACUGGGUUGUCAAGCUGUCUGGGUGUGAGUAAACACCCUCUAGUGGAGCUGUCGAUAAGCUGCAGUCAUUCAGUCUGUUGUGAACUAUCAGCAUUUCAAGAAGUCUAUGGUCCAGUGCUAAGCCAAGACAAUGUGGUGUUUGGAGCUGCUCAUACCUCUGCUGUUAAUUAUCAGUGAUGCCAACUGUCAGUGGAAUAUUUGGUUACCUCGGGACAUCUCAGCCAUGACAAACUCCUGUGUGGUCAUCCCAUGCAGUUUCAUGUACCCAUCUGGAAUCAGGCCCGCCCGGGGUGUUCAUGGUAUUUGGUAUUUUGGCCAGCCCUAUCCGCAACUGUUCCCUCCUGUAGUCUUUAAAUCGCUCACAGACGUUGUGCACGAGAGCUACAAGGGCCGCACCAAGCUUUUGGGUGACCUCAACCAGAGAAACUGCACAUUGCUUAUUGGCAAUGUUGGCACAGAGCACUCAGGUAGAUACUACUUCCGUGCGGACGUUGGUGGAGCCAACAAAUAUUCCUACCCAGACUAUGCUGAGCUCAAAGUUUUAGAUCAGCCCAACAUUGACGUACCAGAGGACAUUGUUAGUGAUGAGAGCCUGGAGCUGACGUGCUACGCUCCUGAUAACUGCCCAGACAUGACUCCAGAGAUCCAGUGGAUGUACACCGACUACCUGCCUGAUCCGGUGUUUAGCGCUGAAUACACGGAGGAGAGCAAUACAGCAGUAAUCUCUAACACCCUCACCUUCACACCCAGACCUAUGCACAAUGGCCAGCUGCUGGGAUGCAGGGUCUACUUCCCCAACACCACACUGGUCUAUGAGAGGCUCAUCUCAUUAGAUGUCAAGUAUUCUCCACGAUCAGUGUGGGUGAAUGUAUCCUCUGAAGUGAUGGAGGGCAGCUCUGUGACACUGCACUGUGAAGUGGACAGCAACCCUUCUCCCCGUGUCGCCUGGCUGUUCGAAGGCCAGGAGGUGCUAUGGGACACAGCAUCCAACAUCUCUAUCUCCCUUGAUGAUGUGACGCCUGAAAAUGAGGGGAUUUACACCUGCGUUGGAGACAAUGGCUAUGGCAUUAUGAACACAUCACUGUACCUCGCUGUGAAAUACCCUCCUCGUGAACCUGUUGUGAAUGACUCCAUGACAGUAGUUCAGGGCUCCUCGCUGGCCCUGCACUGUAACACCAUGGGGAGCCCGGCUCCAACCCUGACCUGGCUGAAGGAUGGGGAGCUGGCAGGCUCCAUAACUGCUGGCGAGCUCUCUGUGCUGGAGAUCAUGGAUAUCACGCCUCAGCAAACAGGACAGUAUCGCUGCUUGGCAGAGAAUGAGCAUGGACGAACCAGCGCUUCCCUCAAUAUCACUGUGGAAUAUGCCCCUGUGUUUCUGGAGGAGUCAAAGUGCACAGUAGUGAGGGAGGGCGUCCAGUGUGUUUGUGUGGCUGUGGGAAACCCUGAACCCACGAUUGAGUUUUACCUCCCUGAUCUCAACAUCACCAUCAACGAAACCGACGGUCGGUUCAACUUCUAUACUCACACGGACGGUCACACAUCCACUGCGAUGAUCAAACUACGGGAGAAAGGUGAGCGGGCCGACAACAAUGGGCCGGCCGUGAACGUCCACUGCAGCAUGUACAACAUCUAUGGGAGGGAGAGCGUCCUUUUGGAGCUCCAACAAGAAAAAAAGUACAUGAUGGCAGUUAUAGUUGGCACCAUUGGAGGAGUUGCAGUCAUUGCCUUCAUUAUUGCAGCAGUGAGAUAUGUGGGCCAGAAUAACAAGAAAGAGAAUGGCAACCCUAGGCAGGACGUGGUCCUGGAGAACCCAGCUUUGUACUACAGCGCAGUCAAGAAGGACAAACAAAAUCUGAGGAAGAAAGUGCUUAAGACAGAGCUGUUGGGCUCAAAGUUUAACUCCAUUCUAGAGGAGACUACGGGAGAAGACGGGGAUUACCAACCUGUGGGCUCUGUGGCAGGACUGGAGAGGCAAGAGCUGAAUUACGCUUCUCUGGAGUUUAUUGGCGCCAGGCCCAGGGAGGGGGCAUCCGGGAGGGGAGAUGACGGCAGCAACUACACAGAAAUCAAAGCCAAAUGAAUCGCGAUCCUUCCCUGAUCCCUCGGCUAUGCGAGACGCAGUGGCAGCCACGAGUUACAUACAUCUUCAACAAAAACUUUUAUUAACUCCUUCACUGGAUUUCUCCCUGUUUAUGGUGACUCACUGUUUCAUUUUUUAUCCUUAUGUAUAAUUUAUAAUGUACAACUCCCUGACAGUGGCCUCUCGCUUUGAGGUGCCCCUUUCUUUAUGCAAUAUCCUUUUUAUACGCCACUCAAAACUGCCAGUUUUCCAGGAUGGAGCCGGACUCACAGGACAAAAUCAUACAUUAUUUUAAUUACAAGAUUCAACUGUUGUACAUUGUUUCUACAUCAUUUCAUAUUUUUUUAUUCUUGUAGUUAUCCGUGUCUCAUCAGCCUCAUUAUUUGAUCUGUCUGACUAUUGUCACUGCGUCUGCUGCCGGUCGAAGCAUCAGGGCAAGGAGUUACUGUGUUUUUCUUCAGUUUUCUGAACAGGGAUUAAAUUCUCUCUUUUCUGGUUCUGGUUCAUUACAUCUUAAGCACAUAAAUGUAUCGAGGCACAACAGAGUUAUAUAGCUUGGUAUCUUGCCUCAUCAUUACUGUAUUUGAUAUGUUGUGGAACUCAGUAGACACAGGAAACAGAAAGGUGUCACUUACGUUUGACAGCAAUUUGAAAGAUUAAGUGACAUGCCACCCACUUACAAAAACUGCCACAAUUCAUUUCAAGCAUUUUCCCUUAAUUUAUAUCAAUUUUCGCUUAUUGUGGCAAGUGCAAAAUGUCUAUUUUCUUCUCCAAACAAUGUUUUCUCACACAUUCUAGAAAAUACAAACCUAAAGCACAACAUAUAAAUGUGUGUGGGGCCAAAGUGUUAUCUCUUCUAGACAAUGUGUGUGUUUGUAUGCGUGUGUGUUGAAAUUGUGCCGAAAGAUCAGAUGUCUGUGAUCUGUGGGGUAUCUGUUAACUUCCCACAGGAUUGCAUCAAACUUAUGAAUGAAAAAAGUAAUGCCAACUCGUCAACUGGUUGUGCUGCUCAAAUACAUUUGAUGAACCUGUGGUGUAAUAUUAAAGCACACUAAUAGUCUAACUUGAUAAUGAUGUCUUAUAAUAAAUAAAAUUGAUGUAUAUUUAUGAAGAAGAUGAUGGCAGUGUGUUUACAACAUAUUUUGCAUGAGUGUUUCACCAGUUUGACACAUUUAAAAGCAGUCUCGCUACACAUUUCAAGAGCCAGUUUGGAUAAACACUGUCUUAAUAUAGGCUUCAAAUAUUAAAUAAUAUUGAACUUAACUAGUCAAAUCAGAAAAUUCAGAAGGAAACUGCCUGCUUAAUUUCACUGAUUUCAAAUUAAAAUCAACUAGCUUAAAAUAUUUAUUAAGACCUCAGUUUUAUUAAACUCCCUAAUGUACAAUAAAUUUAGGGUUGUGAUAUAUGCUGUGAUAUAUAGGCACUCUUCUCAUUGGAUAAAGACCAUACUGUGACUUUGAAAGUCAGCCAGAAUAAGUGCCAGGAUUGACUGCUGUGGACUUGCAUGAACCUUGAGAGUUCCUUGACUGAUUGGUGUAUGCACACAAAUUUGUCGUAGCAAUAUAUCAUAACCCAUCUUUGGGCACGAAGGAAUGGGGUGGCAUCCAUCCAGCUGGGUUGGUGUGUACCUGCAUGUCUUUGUUAUCUCAAGCGGUCUUGUCUUGUCAAGGAUAUUUCCUAACCACACUCAGGCAGGAUUUCUAUCAUAUUAUCGAAAUACUCUGUAAUGUCAGUUUUCUGCUUCAGGUUCCCCCACUGUUAAAACUAAAAGAAUCUUCCUGACCACCUAUAACAAAUAAUCCAGUUUUCCUCCUCCAUAAAUACCACUCCAGAAUAUAACCUACUAUACAUAGAAGCUGGCUCCCUAAAUGAUCGAUAAGGACACACCUCCAAAUUACACCUACAUCUGCCCAUGCUGCAUAGGUUUUGGAUUCUGUUGGCAUGAUUUUUUUUCUUUGCAAUAGUCAUGCAAAACAGACAGCAUUUAACAGCUGCUAAGUGAUUCCAAAUGAAGCCUUACUAGUUGUAAAUUUCCAAAGGAAGUCGACUCUUUACUUCCUCUGUAACACCUCAAAGUAAUGGAUGCACUUGUCAUAAUUAUUAAAUAAUACAAUGGUGGUUAUCCAAGGUAUCACAAAGGUACCACACAAAGAUAUAGUGUGAAAAAUCUAUAUGCAAGAUUCCAGCUUGAAAUAUGCUGUCCUAUUUGGAUGUUUGUCAAAGAAAUAAUGACAAAAAGAAGGUAAUUGCUAAUACAUGGUCUGACAUCAAGAGAGGGCAGAAUCUGUGUGGUAAGAAUGGCACAACUAUUAGAAAAAUGUUUUUAAAGUUGUGUUUAUUACAGAAUGCAAACAUUGUCAGCUUUGACCAAUUCAAAUUAAUUCAGCCUUUUAUUAAGACAGUGUUCUUGUUACUGUAAUGGAGGGUUCCAGAUAUGCUGGCUUGCAGUCUUACAAUGCCUCUUAUUUUAUUUUUUAUUUUUUUCAUACAAGUAUUAAAUACACCUAAUUCUUUGUCACAGUGUGUUGUACAGUUAAAUUGUCCAAUACUUUGUGAUCAUUAUUAUCAUUACGGUUUUUUUUCUACAAUUCUGAUAUUCUCACACAAUAAUUCAAAUCAAUAAUUGCAAUCUCUCUGCAAAUUAUCAGAGAGAUUGCAAAGGUAUGACAGUUUUGUUAUUAUAUGGUUUGCUCUGUUUUAUUUUAAGCAAUUCAAAAUUCAUCUGUCUUCUGUUCCAAAUAAAUACAAAUAAAAGACAAAAAAUAAAUAAAUAAACAAAAAAACAACAGUGGAUUAUUGGUAGAAAACAA
Molecule: messenger RNA, 4893 nt
Organism: Xiphophorus hellerii (green swordtail)
Lineage: Eukaryota; Metazoa; Chordata; Actinopteri; Cyprinodontiformes; Poeciliidae
Gene: mag
Product: myelin associated glycoprotein
Exons: 11
Coding region: 134-2083 (649 amino acids)
Biological process (GO): cell adhesion
Cellular component (GO): plasma membrane
Molecular function (GO): sialic acid binding
Source: RefSeq, a predicted model, not a curated record